AUGUCCCGCCGCAAGAUCUCGUCAGAGUCCUUCAGCUCGCUGGGCUCGGACUGCCCGGAGACGAGCCCCGAGGAGGAGGGCGAGUGUCCCCUGUCCCGCCUCUGCUGGAACGGCAGCCGCAGCCCCCCCGGCCCCGCUGACAUCCCCUUCGCCGCCGCCGCCGCCGCUGCCAGCGCCGGGGCACGCCGCGCUCCGCGCCGCCGGCGGGUCAACCUGGACUCGCUGGGCGAGAGCAUCCGCCGGCUGACGGCCCCCGCGCCUCAGACCAUUCGGCAGACUCUUCAAAAGACACUGCAGUAUUUUGAGCAUCAAGUUAUUGGUUACAGAGAUGCAGAGAAGAAUUUUCACAAUCUAUCAAACAGAUGCUCCUAUACAGACUGCUCUGGCAAUGAAGAAACUGAAGAUGUCUCAGGAAUUCUCCAGUGUACGGCUAAUGUGCUUGGUCUGAAGUUUGAGGAAAUGCAGGAAAAGUUUGGGGAGGAAUUCUUCAAUAUCUGCUUUGACGAGAAUGAAAGAGUUCUUCGAGCUGUAGGUGGGACCCUUCAAGACUUCUUCAAUGGCUUUGAUGCUUUGCUGGAGCAUAUUAGAACUUCAUUUGGAAGACAGGCCACCCUGGAAUCUCCUUCUUUCCUAUGCAAAGAACUCCCAGAAGGCAAUCUCAUGCUUCAUUAUUUUCACCCACAUCAGAUUGUGGGAUUUGCAAUGACAGGAAUGAUAAAAGCGGCAGCAAAGAAGAUUUACCGCUUGGAAGUGGAAGUAGAACAGGUCACAAACGAUAAGUUGUGUUCAGAGGGGACAAACCCAGGUAACUGCAGUUGUUUGACUUUCCUUAUCAAAGAACAUGAAAAUGCAAAUACCACAAAAGCACUUCCACCAGGAACUUCCCAGUCCCCCUUAGACCUGAGGAUUAGUAUCAGCACCUUCUGCAGAGCUUUCCCCUUUCACCUGAUGUUUGAUCCAAACAUGCUGGUUCUCCAGCUUGGAGAAGGUCUUAGGAAGCAGCUGAGAUGUGACACUCAUAAAACGCUGAAAUUCCAAGAGUGCUUUGACAUAGUCUCUCCUAAAAUCAGUGCCACAUUUGAACGAGUUCUCCUGAGGUUAUCUACACCCUUUGUCAUCCGGACCAAACUUGAGGAUUCUGAUUCUGAAAGUAAAGAUAAGGUGAUGGAAAUUAAAGGACAAAUGAUUCAUGUGCCAGAAUCAAACUCUAUAUUGUUUCUGGGUUCCCCCUGUGUGGACAAGCUGGAUGAGCUGAUGGGCCGAGGCCUCCAUCUUUCGGACAUACCUAUCCAUGAUGCUACUCGUGAUGUCAUACUGGUUGGGGAGCAAGCAAAGGCACAGGAUGGCUUGAAAAAACGAAUGGAUAAGCUGAAGGCAACGCUAGAAUGUACGCACCAAGCUCUGGAAGAGGAGAAAAAGAAGACAGUAGAUCUCCUUAUUUCUAUUUUCCCCGAAGAGGUGGCUCAGCAGUUGUGGCAGGGGCAGCAGGUUCAGGCCAGGAAGUUUGAUGAUGUGACCAUGCUCUUCUCGGACAUUGUUGGCUUCACUGCCAUCUGUGCCCAGUGCACGCCCAUGCAGGUCAUCAGCAUGCUCAACGAGCUCUACACGCGCUUCGACCACCAGUGUGGAUUCCUUGACAUCUACAAGGUGGAAACAAUAGGUGAUGCGUACUGCGUUGCAGCAGGGCUCCAUAAGAAAAGCCUUAGUCAUGCCAAAGCCAUUGCCCUGAUGGCACUGAAGAUGAUGGAGCUUUCAGAAGAGGUUCUUACUCCAGAUGGAAGCCCGAUUAAGAUGAGGAUAGGCAUUCACUCAGGUUCGGUGCUGGCCGGCGUCGUCGGUGUGAGAAUGCCGCGCUAUUGCCUCUUUGGGAACAAUGUCACCCUGGCGAGCAAGUUCGAGUCAGGGAGUCACCCACGCCGCAUCAACGUCAGUCCCACCACGUACCAGCUUUUGAAAAAGGAAGAAAAUUUUAUUUUUAUCCCUCGUUCCCGUGAAGAGCUUCCAGAAAACUUUCCAAAGGAAAUUCCUGGGAUCUGUUACUUCCUGGAGGUCAGAAGUGGUCAGAAGCCGCCAAAACCUUCCGUCCCAUCUGCCAGAGUGAGAAAGGUGUCUUACAACAUCGGCACCAUGUUCCUCCGGGAGACCAGCCUAUGAGGCCUGCUGCAGAUCAAAGACUUGUCAAAAAAGCACAAGCCCAAACUGGGUCAUGACAGGGGAGUUGGAGGUUCUUUGUGUUUCACUGCCGCCUUCUGAGCAGGCAGUAAAAGCUCCAUGUAAUGUCAGGCAAUAAUCAUUUCAAAAGGUGGGUAACUCAUUUCAAAAGGUGGGUAACUGCUGUCGGGAAACAAAGUGGAGAUAGGGAAAAAAUAUUAAACAAUGUACUUCCACUUCCAGAGGAAUUUCUUUCAUAAACUUCAGUCUGGCCCCUCUAUGGCAAACAAAACAAUGAAACAAAACCCCAACUCUCAAAUUAGAGGUUGGUCUUGUUUUGUGCAGAAAGGAUGAUGGUUCUCUGUAGAUUUGCACCAGCUAAGCAGAAUUGAGAGUCAGUUCUGAUUAUGCAUUCCUGUAUUUAAUGUGUUCUUCAGUAAGGUAAUGAUGUUUUUUAACUUUAUGAACAAGCAUUUCAUACAUAUACUGUAGAGCUAUUGUAACCUUCCUGGCAGGAGGAAUUAUGACUCAAUACAAAUAUUGUAGGAAUUUUACCUAUUUUUAUACAUAUUUCACUUUCUGGAUAAUUACAUUCCACAUACUGUAAGCUGAGUGAGCUUAGAUAGCUUUUCAGAAGAAGUUACUGUAUAUUUCAUACAUUCUACCUAUCAAAACUUAUUGUUAUACAAGUGGGAAGAAGGCAUUUGUUGACUUUUUUGGCAACAAAAAAAAGAAUCAAUAUUUACAGAAUAAACCCCCCACUUUGAUAGAUCACUUUAUCUGGUUUUUAUGCUAAAGCUUUAGAUGAGCACUGUCUUCUUAUAUAAAAUAAUGUUCAGUGUUGUAUGUCCAGUCCUUCCAGGACAAUGUAAACAAAGUUCAGAAGAUCAAUGUAUGGACAAACAGAAAAGUUCUCUUGUUUUCCCUCUAAAUUAUCAGCCAAACUGAUCUUCAGUAAAAGCCCUGAACUUCUCUAAAAUUUUGGUCUUGUGAAAACUUAUUCUGAGGAAUUCCAGCGAACACUGGAAGAUCUCUGGAUGGUUUUCCACAUUUUUUAAUAGGACUUGUGCUCCUAGUCCAGAUUGAUAGUUGAAAAUCCAUUCUGUUAAUAAUGAUUGUUCAUUUGGAAACCUCCUCUAUUGUUGGAUUGGCUGAAAGUCCCCUGCUUUAUCUAGCUGAGAUCAAAAGAACCUCAAAAAGGGAAAGGCAGUACUUUUCCAGGUUUAAUGCAAAUGGCAGGUCAAGAUUUUUGUUAGUCCAAGACAAUUAAAAAAAAAAAAAAGAAAACAAAACCAAAAACCAAACAAAACCAAAACCAAACAAAAAGAAUUUUAAAAAGGCCAAUUCUUUGCUGUUCAAAAUUAAUACAGUAUUAUUGUUUUCAAUUAAUCCAGUUCAAGCAAGAUGUGUAUGUGUGUGUGGAACAUUUUUAGGCAUUUUUUUUUUCUCGGGUUUUCUUUUUCACAAGUAGUGGUGGUCAGUUUUCCUCUGUGGGUGUUCUGCCUUUGGAUCCUGCUGGGGUGGGUGAUGUUGUUGUGAGCUUGCAGAUUGCUAGUUAAAAUCUGUGCCGUGGUUCCAAAGUGGCUUAGCUGCACAUGGGCCUUUAAUCACUUCAAUCAAAGAUAAGGCUCAGCAGCAACUAGGAGGCAUAAGAUACUCUGCAUUUCUCUAAUUCAGAAGAGAAAUGAGUUUGCUUAUGGAUUUAGUAGUCACAACUAAGGCAUCAUGAGGCAUCUCUUGAAAGUAAGUAAAUAACUUUCACCACAUUUCAGGAUUGUCCAGCUGGAUCUUUCUGUGAAGGGAAUGACGGUUCUCUAUUUCUCCCCUUUGACCAGUAGCCCCUGUGAGUCAGCAUGGCACUGCUAGCCUGUGCUGAGAAUGUUUCAGGAUUCUUUUCCAUUAUGCCUUUCUGGAUGAGAAAGGACUGUCUUGAACCUUCACCGACUUCAGCAGACAGACAAUGUCUGAAUUUAUUGUGCAGGGAUGAGUUCUUCCUUGUGUAAGGAGGGUAGAUGCAUGGGAAUUAGCCUCAAAAUCUAUUUUAAUGCAAAUUUGCUCACUUUCUAGUGGGAUACUGAUGUUAAAGAUUUCUUCCAUUGGUAUUAGAGCAUUGUUGGGAUUAGAGUUGUUAUUUUUUCAUCUACCUUGAUAAACAGCAUACAGAGUUUUGUGGUCUAUCUAAAAAAUUACUUUAAAAAACUGUUCAAUUUGAGAUUGUGAAAUUUCCAUCCAAAUUACAGAUCUGAGAAUUUCCUGCACAGGAUGACAAGUUUUAGCCUAUAGCCAUUAGUUUGCACAUACACAGGAUGUAGCAUGCAUUUUUUUACCCUGGGAACACCAGUGAGAUGUGUAAGAAUCAGAAAUGGAUCAAAGUUCAUGUUUCACCACUGAAACAGGAAUGUCACUUCCCAGCUAAUAAAUCCAUAGUUUUGAUGUCAUUACUUAGUUCCCUAGAGUGAAUUUUUUUUCAGAUAGGCAUUAGUAGAUUUAGAUUUCAGUCUGACUUCUCUGGCACAUCUUCAUUGUUCAGUAGUUGCUGAUGUCAGAGUCCCAGCCUAUCUGGCCAACUCUUUUUCUCUUCUCACUGCCCACACUCCUAUGUGAAGAGUACAAAUUUAGAGGUUUAGACCAAAAGUUUGUAGUUUGAUAUCUUGUCUCUUACAGUUGCUAGUAAGAAGUGUCUAGGUUAAUCCUGCACCUGAUCUUGAUAAUGGAAACAUUUUCAUAGCAAAUGAUGGAUAAAUUCUAGUUUUACUGGCAAAUUGGAGAAGCAAUCAAAACCAGUUUGUAUCAACAUCGUCAUCCUCUCAGAGACUUUUUGUUGUAUAAGGAGACUUAAACUCAGAGAGAUCUGUGUGAGAACUGGUACCACCAUUGAUAGCGUUUGCAAAUAAAUCAUUUAGCUCCCCAAAUCAGAGUACACUGACUGUAUAAAAAUAUGCAGUCUUUGUUUUUCAUAAGCUUAUGUAAAGGUAACAUAUCUAGAACUGCAGUGCAGAUGCUAGGUAUUACGUUAUUUGUGUUAUGAUGAGGGAUGUUAAUGAAAAAAGUGUGGGCUCUCUGGGGACAUUUUUCUAUGUCAAUGUGAGGAAGGUGUAAAACAAACUCUCAGCGCUUUCUAAAUUAGUAGUUGCAUCUGCUGCCUUUCAUAUUCGGUUGCAAGCUUAUUUUUUUGGACACCUUUACAAAGUGAAAUGAAACUUAUUAUCAAGAUUGAUGUUGUCAUGUCAGUUAGGUGGUAGUCAGACUCAACAUUUCUCCAACAACGCUUACUUUUAGUGAUAGAGAAAAGGUUCUCAUUUUCCUGGCAUUGUCUUAUAAAUAGAAAGGUUCUCAGAAUGCUGUACCUUGAGAUGAUGAGGUGAAGAGGUUAGAGGUGCUGAAAUGGUUACAGAAAUAAUAUGCUCUAUUUGGAAUUUUCUUUCAACUUUUUGCUUCUUAUGAAACAGAGGAUCUUUGCCUCCUCUGAGUAAGAAUUUGCAUUCUUGUGUUUCUUCACGUAGCUGCAAGAAGCCACAUCUGCUGUCUUGAGUUUCUGUGCAGAACAAAUCUACCCUCUCUGGAAAGAGAAGGAGGAGAUCUAUUUUGUAUUGCAUGUACAAGGCAAAGGGAAGGUGAUGUGAGGAUCCCCCUACUGGGUUCAUCAAUCUCUUUGUGGCCAGUUGCUUGUACCAAGGCCAAAGUAAAGAGAGUCCACAGCCAUUUCCCCAGAACACUUUUUGCAGAUCUUGUGUCAGAUUUUUCCAUCUGUUUGAAGCUCUCCAUCACACAGGCCUUUCUGUGAUGCAGUUCAUAGAGAUCAUGAACUCAGAGCAAAAGGGAAAUAGUCAUGAAGUGGUAGGGUGGUGGAUAAAUUUUGUUAUGCAUCCCUCUGGUAAAAUUUGCCAUUCAAAGACAAAAGCCUCUGCAUGGGAGAAUUGCUACUAAGCCAGGACUCUCAAAGUGUGGUUUUCUUGCAAGAUCCCAAAGGAUAUUUCAGUUUUAAUUUCAGAGAGCCAAUAGUCAUUAACUGUGAUUGUGGUUUUGGCUUCUCUGCUCAUUCCCACAUUCUGUUUCAGAUCUGAGUCUGUUUUGAAGCCUGGAAACACGCCUCUGCAAACAGAAAACCAAAGCUCUUAAAACCUUGGAGAUCUUGUAUGGGAAUUGCCUGUUUUGAGGAAAUGCUUGUGAUUGAGUCAUUAACAGUCCAUGGCAGUUCAUGUGUGUGCACAUGCCAUUUCACAGUGCUAUCUCCUCUUGUGCUUACAGUGUUCCCUACCAAGCCCAACAGCAUCCAUCUUCCAUUUUUAACAUCCAUCUUCCAUUUUUCCUAUAUAAAGCAAGCAGUGCAAAAACAUGACAUGCUGCAUGCAUUUAAAAGUAUCAGCACUGCACUAAGAUGUAAACUCUGAUAACCAGUUUCGUAUUGUAUAUUUCUUGCUCUGAAUUGAUCCUUCUUUCAGGCAAUUUAAAAAUGAAUGGGAAAAAAAAUAGCACCCAAAACUGCAGUGUUGCAUUGCAAAUGAGUCUGAGAGCUGUAUUGGUUGUUGGGGCAAGCUGAAUUGCUGGACAGCUUUGUUGUUCUUGAGCUGCCACAAGCUGUCACAUGUACAUGCUUCAUGCAGACAGUCCUGUCAAGGAAUCUGUAAUCCAGCAGCAGGGACAUCUGAGUUUUCCUCUUCUAGUCUGAGGCCACUAUUUCACCUCUGCUGACUGCACAGAGCUCACUGAGGAGAGCUGAUUCCCUGUCCUAAUGCAGUCUCAGAGCUUCUGGCUUCCUUUCUGGAUUCUGGCGAUCUUUUGCAAAAUUGUGCAUGUGUAGUAUUGGAAAUAGCAGCGUGCUUAAAUUAGCAACAAAACAAGAAGCUAAAAAAAGCUUGUCAAACUCAGAGACAGUUGGUUCCUUUCCCUCGAGGUGAUACAUUAUUCAUAAUGCUGUACAGGAUUGAGGGUGCCAGUGACAGGAGAGGCUAUGGAUGAAUUAAAGAUGCUGAGUGUGCAGUAGACUCAACAAGUAGGAGUUGAUUGGCUUCUGCUACUGUUAAUAAUUCCAUUAUCUUGCAUGCUGUGUCCUGCUCUUGUCAGGGUUCUGCUCUCCAAAAGAUUUCCACUUCCCUUAGCACACUGUAUGUGACAUAGUGAACAAUUCCUAUUGUUGUUCUAAUUAGCAUAUAUUGUUGACACAGCUGCUUACAUCUAAAGAAUAACUGGGGUUAAAGGGCUGAUCUUACUUUUCUUGCAGCAGAGACAAAACUGCUAUGGUGGCACAGCAGGCACUCACAUCCUUAGAGAGGAAAAAGAAUGCAGUGCAAGUUUCCACUGGUGAAUUUGGGUGAAGUCAUUGCAUGAACAGCCCAUGGCAUGUUUUUUAGCUUUCACAAGCACCAAAUUUAUCUGUGCAGAUAGGAGUUACUCCUUAACGAUGUUAUUCAUUUGCAAUGCAUGAGCAGGCUUACAACAAAAAUCUGUGAAGUGUUUAACCUCAUACACAUGAUUGAUCUUUUGUGGCUUGGCUGUUAAUCAUGCUUAAAAGCAAGAGAGACAGUGAAACUGAGGAAUGCAGCAAUUCAAUCACAGGCAACAGAUCAUUCACCUCUGCAGUUGCUACCUUGCUCCUAUGGCUUAGAAAGGUUGACCUCCAGUUGUCUGUGGUCCAGGUUAGUGUCACUGUGUCACUGUAGCAACAGAAUGGCCUCUGAAAACAGCAUGAGGCAUCUCAGUCUGCUUCCCUCUGGGCUAGGGUUCGCAUUAGAGAGCCCAAUACAACAUGUGAUGCAAAGUGGCAACUUUGCUGGCAGCCUUAACAAAAGAAUCAGUGGAAACAGAUGUUAAACCAGCUGUUUACUCCAGGGAUUUUAGUUUCCAAAGGCAGAGUGAGGCUGAAUGUGUUUUAAUUCGGAGAAAAAGAAAAGAGAGGAUUUCAGAGAAACAAGUGUCUUCCUUGGCUAGCAAGGAGGCAGUGGAAUUACAUGAAUCAAGAGGGACAUGCUGAUUACCUUGGCUGCAGCAGUGCCUUCAGUGUCUGGCCCUCUUUGGCAUUCCAACAAUCAAAGUUUCUUUUGAAAACUGGAGGACAGGCGUUUUUCCUGUCAGGCACUUGUCCCCUCUGUUUUAGAAAGAGUAUGAGGCUGCCUAAAUCCUUGAGUGUGCUUAACUUUCUCGGUGACCACAGAUGACAAACUUAGACUAGACAUCUGUUUUUUAAGAUGGCCAAGAUAAGGGAGACUGAUCCCACUGAAUUACAUUAUUUUCAGCCCAAGUGCUGUGUCUCUGAUCUUCUGUUGUGCUGCUUUUCAGCAUCUUGCACUGGCCAGAAUAAAUAGAAUCGAACUAAGUGUCAGAGGGAUAGAGAAGCAUAUUCCAAGAUAAGUGAAGUGUUACCACUGUAGCCAUGGUGACUGUUGCGAACAUGGGCUACUGCGCUUCUGCAGAUCCCUCCUAGCGUCUGAGCCCUUUGCAUGUGAUACCAGCACUGCCAGCACAACUCUGGGAUGCCAUUAGGAGUGUGACUUACAAAAGGUUUUGAGCUUUGAGCCCCUAGCCCGGUUAUGCAAAACCUGUGUGCCACAUUCAUCUGAACUGUAUGCCAGAAUGCCUGUGUAAACCUUAUCCUGAUGGUAAUAACACAUACAGAUUCUAAAGAGCAGAGAGAUAGCUGCCAGGUUAUCAUUAACAUACUUUUUUUUUGUGCUUUUGUGAAUUUGUUGGCCCAAAAUUAACUUUCUAUUAGCAGAAGGUGUCACACUGAGCUUCUUGUUUUCUAGGUAAUUAUUCCUUAGCAAUACUGUCUAAUGACUACUCUUGAAGCAAUAAGUAAAGCCAUGUUAAUCUCUUCUGUGUAGGCUCCUGUGCAACACCUAUCACCUUAACAAACCACUUUUCAGCAGGACAUUAAAUGGCAGAAUAACACCCUGAUGUGUACUGUUGGUCCUUCCAUCCUCUUCCUCAGAGAAGAAGAGCAUGUAAUGGAAUAAUUUGAUUUUUUUAAGUGGUGUUUUUUUUUUUUUUUUUAGUUUUCUAAAAGUAUAUGUUGCUACUCACUUAAAUAAUUAAGAGCAAAAUCAGAACUAUGGACCAGAAUUAGAAAAGAGUUUUGGAUGUAAAAAGUAUUUUAAAAGACUGUCUACUAAGUAAGACUGAUCUCACAUUCUAGAUAAACAAUAGGGGUAAUAGAUGUAAGACACACCCAGGAAUGAUAAAUAGGAGUAGUAAACCAGGCAGGUAUAUACAAUGGGUUGUUUCUGUUUUAUACACAAGAGUAAAUAGAUGCUUAAACCGAUUAAUACCCACAGAGGGCAAAUACUGUUUAAUCCAUUUCAGCAUUUGUUUAUUACCGGUACAUCCCUAAGGUAUUGUUUUUUCCUUUCUUAAUGAGAUUGGAACAUACUGUUAAAUCAAUAUCAGAGUUUCUGAACUUAUUGCAAAAGAACAAGCUUAGGAAUAAAUAAACAUCAAGGAGAGAUUUUUUUAGAUGUGAGCCAUUGCAUGAGAGAACAGAUCACAUGGAAAAGAAAAAGGAGGUACAGACAGAUAUAUUUGUUUUAGAAGUUUCUAUGGCACUUCUGGUUGAUUGAAAUAAUUCUGAAACUGUACACUGAAAGCCUGGCGUCUCAGUUCAGAUUAUUUGCAUUUCCUAAGAAGAAGCAGGUAAUUUUUAAAUUCACAUUAAGGGUCAUAGUUCUCAAUCCCAUUUUCUCUGCUUGAAUGCAACAUUUUUCUGAAAGUUGAAUCUUUGCUGAGUGACCUUGACGUUCUGGAUGCCUAAAUAAGUUUUGGAAAUGUGGGUUGGAAAUCCCCCCUCUAAAUUAAUUCCCAUGUGUUUGUCAGUGUUUAAGUGUAUAAACAUUCUUCUCUGGAAACUUCUUGUAGGUCCUGCAAGUAUAUAAAUAAGAAGCAUCUGAAGAAAGUGAAGUAUGUGUGUAGGAGAGGGCAGCUGUAUGUAGAUGUGGUGCUGAUGUUAGCUUUUAUCUAUUUGGAAGCUGGAUGACACAGAAAUUGUUCAUACAAAGUGCAAGAAAGUAUGGCACAUAGUGUCAUGAACUCUGAGGGUAUGAGGUUGAAUUUUAGCGUCUAUAAUCCUUAAAGUUUUAGUGGAAUUGCAUGAGAAAUGCAUGAUGUCAGAGUUUUUCAUUUUGAGCAAGAGUUGAAUCUCUACUUACAGAGAAAAAUUGUGGGGAGUAAAAGAAAAUCUAGAAAGCCUAAAUGCAAAAUGCAAAGAGUGUCCUGCUGUUUUGUAUUAUUUGGCUUUUCUGCAGGUAGGACUAAGAAUUCCUCCAUGAGUUUCAAUACUGAAUGCAACACUAGAUGUGAAACAGGGCAAGUGAGACACUUUGCCAACUGGAAAUUUGGAGGUGGUAGUAAGAAUGUCUUUUAAAAAGUAUAUAGGGAUAAAUGUUAACACUUUUUUAAAAAAUGGAGACUGCUUUGCUCUGUAAGUAAAUAUUGUUUAUAAAUAUCUAAACAGAAAGAAAGCUUUAAAUAUUCUUGUAUCAUAAUAAAAAGGUACAAAGUCUGUGAGAUAAUCUGCAGUUGACACCCUUUCCUUUAGAAACAGGAAUAUAUUGAGUUUUCAAAUGCACAUUCAACCAAGAGUUGUCUGUAGUAAAUUUCCAAGGAAGUGGUAUUUUACCCAGUAGCUUCUGCAGAAAUAUCAUGCAGAUUAUGUUGAGUAAGGCCAAAGUUUAAUUCCAUUGUUUAGAGCUUAGUAAGAGAUACAGAGCAUCCCAAAACCAAGCUUUAAAUAUGCUCACUGUCAGGACAGCAUUGUGCCCUUUACUGAAGUCUAAACAAAACCCAUUCUAGACAAAACUCCCAUCCUAAUACAUGACAUUUAUACUGCCUUGCUGAAAAUUAGGGCUUCACUAAGUUGCAGACAUUAAUGUCUUUGAUGUGAGAAUAUUCCUUAUUAUUCUUAUGUCUCACUGUGCCCAAGUUGCACUGGGGUCCUCUAGAGAACCAAGGUUUUGGGGGGUUGCUGUAAAUAUGAGUGAAAUUCAGCUGAUCUGCAUUUAAGCAUCUAAAACUUAUGUCUGGUCUGAGCUAGUCAGGUCAGUUCCCUCUACAGUCAGUGCAGACAUCCUGGCAUUUUAAAGAUUGAGCUGUCCUGGACAACGUGUUAGGGAUGAGAUAAACCACUGCCUUAGCUAUGCUCUUCCCUUUCCUCCCCAGUGACCACUGUGGAAGACUGGCUCAGAUUAGCUGCCAUGCUGUAGGUGAGAUAAAUCCCACUGCUGUGAAGAAUAAGAAGGUGUAAAAAAUAGAACAUCAAAUACAUAUGGAGACAAAAACACUGGGGCAAGGGCUAGGCUUCAGCCAGAGAUUCAAAGGGACAUGACUAAAAUUAUUAAUAUAUAAGAUUUUAGAAGUCUGACUAGGAGUUUAUUCUAGUUAUAAGAAAAUUCAUUUCAGUUUAAAACUAACAAUCUGUGAUUGUUGCUAACUCCCCAGUUUUGCUCUAAGAUAGCACUAGUGUAUUAUCUGAUGUAUUCACCAAGAGCCCUCUCUCCAAACCAUCAUCUUUACUGCUCGAUUCCGUCUGGAAAUAGCUACUUAAUAAAUCCAUCCGUCCAUCCGUCCAUCCAUCCAUCCAUCCAUCCAUCCAUCCAUCCAUCCAUCCAUCCAUCCAUCCAUCCAUCCAUCCCAGAAAUGUAUAUUUUUUUAACACUGAAAUAUAAAUUUUCCUCAACAAUUUUUUUUCUGUUUUGUUUUCUUGAAAAAAAAUUGCAGACACUGCAAUAUCGUAUACAGGUCAGUGUCUGCAGUCACUUGGGAAAGAAAGGAGAACAGAGGGUGAGGUGCUGGCUGGAUGUUCUCUCACACUGAUCAUAGUUACUAAAGCUUCUGUCUGACCCCUCUGAGUCACACUCGUGUUGUGAUGCCCUUGGAGUACCCAGAUUCUCAGGAGUCAGGAACAUGUGUAAGGCUCUGAGCCAGAGAGCAGUGGGAAGAACCAGGGCUGCUCCUCUGCUACACUGCUCCCAUACGUCUCUCUUCUGUUUGCAGUUGCCAUUCUGAUCCUUAGACAUCUGUGGUGAUUUUCAUUGCAGUCAUGGUCCGUGGGAAAGUUCUUCUUGAGAAGAAUCAAUAGUAUGUACUCCUCCACACUGUGAACUGUUGCUCUCCAGAGAAAAGGAUUAGAAAUAGUAUUGUCCUCAAGAGCUGAGAAAACUCGCAGAUUUUCCAUGUACAGUAAACAGUUUCUAUAAUUACCAUGAAAACAAAACAGAGAGGCAGAGCUGUGCAGCAGGGCCAGCCCAUCUCAUACACACUGCUGUGAUAAUGAAAUCCAAACCCUGUGGAAUUGCAGACACAUUAUUCUCACUUGCUUUAAAGGUCAGCUAAAAAGCUGAUUUCUCAAAUGGGCUCAUAGCUCCGAGACAACGUAACACUAGUCAUUUCCUCCAACAAAUUGCAGUUGUCAGAGAAACUGGAUUAGUAGCUCAUGGAGCUAAAAAUAGACACUAUGAGCUUGCCAGAGAGGGGUGAAAUCAGUGACAGAGGUGAAGGUCCAUCAAAAUAUCAUAACAUCUGGAGAAAAAGCAUCAGAAAUGCUCAACUGAAAUCAAGCUAGCCAUAAAAUUACAUUACAAAGAAUUGUAAUCACAAAGAAGAAGAAUGACAAUGUUUACUUUUAAUUCUUAUUCACCUUCUAAACCCGCUUGCAGUUUCUGUUUUAUCUGAUGAAUCAGUUUGGCCACAGUCCCUCCAAAGUUAAGUACCACAAGUUAAGCACUGAAAGUCAUGUUAAAGCCAUUAUUUGAAUACUGAAAAUAAGUUUUUGGCUUGACAUUUCCAUCUUCUUUGCAGGAGGGAGGAGAAGAUAAUUUAUUGCUAAAUUUAUUCAACUGAAAAAUAAAAGCUAAACUCCCAAAACCCAAAUCUAAUAACAGAUCUAUAGUGAAAGAAAAUUUCCAAACCUCAGCAAAUCUUUACUAAAAAGGGGGUAAUUAUUUUUCAUUGCCUCAAACAUUUGCAUUUUAAAGAAUUCUUUUCUGUGCCAUGAUUUUGCAAGUGCAUAUUGCUUCUUGCUUGGAUUUAACAAACUAAACAAAACAAACCACUUAUUUAUUCUUAAUUCUUCUUCAAUUACCUAUUUUCUGCAGCAGGGCAAUUCCACCAUACUGUGUAUGACCCUGAAGGAGCAGCAAUCCACUGCAGACAGAGAACCUCAGCCUGUUUAGUCAAGGUGAAAAAUUCUUCAAGGCACAGGCUGGAACUCAGCUAAGACAGGGCUGGCAGGAGUUGCAUGCUGUUUCUGCUAUGACUUAAGUAAUUCUUUUUAUUAUAUAUUCAAAAGCUGACCUAUGCAUAGCUCAGGAAUAACCUUCACCACUUUCUUUACAAACUCUUCCUGUAGUAUGUGUCUUUUCUGCACACCUGUUAUGAAAUCUCUGCAUUUCAGAUCUGGGGCACUGACAAGUACAGGGUAUAAAUAAUAACUUAUGUCAGUGAAGCAAAUCACUGUAAAAAAUAUUUGUAAAGUAUUUAUGCUCAUUGUCUUUUGGAUAUCUUAUCAGGUGAAGUUCUCUUUGCAAAUUUUUGUUCUUGCACAAGUCCUCAUUGUAAAAGAGGUCCAGACUAAUCUUGAUUGUGGGAAUUAAUUAGCAUCACUGCAGUUUAUCUGGCAUUCAGUGUGUCCCAUUAUUAUCAGGGUGAUGAGGUUCAGUGGUGGAACAGAAAUGUCAGGACAAGCAGCACGAGCAGUUACCUGCAUCGCACGUCCUACAUAUUAUCUAGACAUUCCAUGGCAUACUUUGAAUUUUAUAGAACAUGAUGUGACUGCUUAAAUUUGCAGAAAUGUAGUUAGAGAUAAAUAAUACAAAUAUGUGGACAUUGUCUGAUAGCUGUCUUGAGAUAUUAUGGUUAUAGUGUCACCUACCCUUGGGAUUACUCCAAACCAAAUCAUGCACCUUUAGCAUCCAUCCUUACUUCAGUGAAAAGCUUGGCCAUCUUCAUCCCUUUCCUUUUUAAACUUCAGUUUCUUUAAAGCUCAGAGGUCAAUGACUCAAGUAUUUUCCAGCAAAGUAUUACAAGAGAACAGUAACUGGGGUUUUUUUUUUGUUGGUUUUUUUCCCCCCUGAAUAUGAUGUGCUCCACUGCUAGGAAUGACUACAUUCCUGCUGGAUAUAAGCUUGACCUUUCCCAGUUUACUAAAAUUUGCUAAAGUUCUUCUUUGCAGGAUCCCAUAGUGUUUUGAAGAGGCUGUGUGUAUUUUGUUUGUGCAAGUCACAGGUGCAACACAUAAAUAUUAAGGUGUUCUCAGAUCACCAUCCUACAGAGUCCAACCAACUAUUUCACAGCCACAAAUAAUCCUCUAACUCUCUUUGCCACUUUUCUCUGCCUCUAUGGCCAACCUUAGAGAAGGAACUGAAUGCUACUAAAAAUAAUCUACUGGUUUAUAUUUAUAUAUUUCAGUGGGAUUAGUUUGCAAUAAGCAGAAACUUUUGCAAAACAAGCUUGUAUUAUUGGCACGAAAUUCACAGCCUGGGCCUACCAAGUCAUAGUUCAGUCUCUUCCCAAAACCUUUGAGAACAAAUUGAACUUUGCAGUAUCUUGCCUAGAAGAUAACAGUUUUCCAGUUGUCUGGGACUGUGAUUCUGACUCUCCUUUCUAAUCAGGAGUCAUGAAAUUCAAGAAAGUGUGAAUGGAAAGUAAUAUCUGGUACUUUGUUGAACAAUUUUUUCCAGCAACCAGCUGAAAUUGGUGAUUUAACUGGUGAUUCAUUCAGGCUCAUUUUCAUUUCCUCUGAAAGGAAAGCUAGAGGACAAUUAACUUUGCUGCCUUAGAGUUGUAUCUUUCAACUUUUCCCUUUAAUUUCUGUGUUGCCAAAGUAAAAUCUGAGGGCUAAUUCCUAUGUAAGAUGGUCACAAACAUCUGUAGUAGCAGAUCCAGACAUUUGUGAAGAUGACUUGGAUAAUUGUAGGAAGAUGGGUUUCACUUGAGUUCAUGAUGCUCAGUUCUGGGAGUGGGAAUUUUAGGAAGGGUUAUGGACCACCAUUGCUGGUGUGUCAAUUACUGAGAGCAGACCAAAGGGACAGAACUGUUCAGUAGAGUAAAGUUUCAGUUUCAGCUUUAUGAAUGCUGAGUAUUGCUGCUUGUCUUGUUUCAAUCUUCUCUGUUCUGGAUGCUGGAUAAAAGUAUUUGGUCCUCCUAAAAUGUGAAGAGUGACCACCUCCAAGGCUGCACUCCUGUGGAAAUGGACAAAUGUCCAUCCCCUGGGUGAAAAUGCUUUUUGCGUAGUUCUGUAGUACUAUUUUAGUGUUGUCUUACAGAGCUUAUUUGAAGAGACUUGUACAAGCAUUUUGCACUAAUAAGAUUACAACCUUGCACUAUCAACAAUGGUUGCUUAGCAUUAAAAUAAUCUUGGAUGCCAUUAAAGAGUACUAGAGUUCUGUCAGGGUUUAAAGCACUGAGAUGUUUGUGGACCUGAACCUGUUUGUAUGAAAUUUCUUACAGACAAAGGAUAAUCUAAUUAUUGACAGUAUUUCCAGUUUAGUAACACAUAGAGGAGGUAAGGCAGUGUCCCUAGAGACUUCUGUCAACUUAAUGAUUAAGAGAUUAAUUUUAGUACUCUGUAAAUCUGAACAUUAUUUUGAAACAUCAGCCUGCGAUCACUUGGGAGGGGAUGGGGCUGGUUAGAGUUUUGCUGUCAGAGGGCAUGAACAGAAAAGCCCAGAAAUCAUAUAAGCCAGGAUCUUUCCACACUGAAAUCAAGGGAUUAAUUGCAAAAUUGCAUCUGAUUACUUGUCCUGUAACUAGCUGUUCAGCAAAGGAAUCCACAUGCCAACAGAAGCAGACUCCAUACAAACUAUCACAUGCUGCAUUUCAAUUUUUUUAUUGGGAUUUGUUCGGCAGGCUUAGUGGUCUGGAAGUUCCAGUAAGUACCUCUGGUUGAAAGUUGCUAUUUCAGUUAUGAUUGCUUCCCCAAACCAACUGAAUUUAUUACUAACCAAAGACUUACCUACUUGAAGAAAAAAAACAAAAACAAAACAGUAAAUUUGGUUCUGUCAUUUGCGUCUUUGACUGUGAGCAGUUGAAGUGCAUGAUGUAUGUACUAACCAGGCCUGUGCUGUGGCAUUGAACAAGUUAUUCAGGGCUGCAGCACCAGAAUAACACAUUUAGAAUUCAAUAUUAAUCCCUCCUUGGGACCAUGAGUCUGUGUAAAAAAACUUGAUGUGCCAUAUGUGUAGGCCAUGGGAAAAUUGUGUGUGCAGUGAACUAUACACGGUCUUAAAAGCUUUAACAUUUGUACUGCUCUUCCUAUAACAGAAUGUAUGUCUUGAUAGCUGUUGAUCCUAUGAGCUUCUGAAAAAAAAAAUGUAAUCUAAAGUUUAUUCUUCUUGUCUUAAAAUUACUGUUUUGUGUCUAACUGUUUACACAGACCUGCAUACAGCAAAGGGUCUUUCUCUGUAUGUUGCUGGGAAAUGGAAAAGCAGAUGCUAUUUGUAAAUCUUGCAGGCUUAGAGAGAUCAGUGAAUGCCUUUCCUGAAUCUCCUCCCGAUAAGCCACUUCUAUUUACUAGCAAAUGCAAACAGUGCCAAUAGCCUGGGCCUUCUUUAGAGGAAACAAAACAGCCUUGUUCUGUUCCACUUCUAUUGAUGCUUCUUAUUUUAAUCUUUUUGCCUCCUUUUGAGUAGGCUUUGGUGAUACAAUUCUUCCAAAGUGUAACUGAGGACAGUUUGCCUUUUUUAUCCCUCUUUUUUCAAAGUCACUGAAGGCCUCAAACAAGAAGAAGAAACUUUACAAAGCUCAUGCAGGUAUGUUGUUAACAGAUAGCAGAAGGUUAAACAGCCUUCUCAGAGUAGCCCAGACUAUCUUUUAGCAGCAUGCCUGCACUGUGUUGUGACUUGACAUCUCGCUUUCACAGUGUGACCUGCUAUUAAUGGUGUUUGUUGCAAUGAGGUCCUUUUAGUUUGUCCUAAAAGAUUUUACUUGUUUGUCACCACAUUAGAAACAUAAUGUACACUGUAUAAGAAAAGCAAUAUACAAUAUACUAUACAUCUUCUAUUUCAAUGCCUCCAGUUUUAGGCUAGUAUUCAUAUCAGUGUUUAUAAUCAAAAUACAGGUUUCUCUCAUUCUUCACAGGACCAAGCGAAGUUUUGCCUUGUCUAAAUACUAACAGUAACAUUUCUAUUCAACAAAUACUCUUUUCUCAUGCUUCUGGUUUUCUUGUGAUGGGCUCCAUCCUACUGAUUCCCCAUUAAUGCAUUUGAAAGGGAAAAAUAAUGGGCUAUUUCAGUGCAUGACCUUUGCACAGUACCUGAUUCAUAAAGAUAAAUAGAUCCAAAAUUUCAUUUAUGAGUUACUAGAGAUCAGCAAAACAACAAAAAUCCUUUGAAGUUCAGCUGAGGAAAUUCUGAAGUUCUUGUAUUGCUUAUUGAGUUUUGCAGUUUUUUGAGUCGUUGUAAUGGAUAUAUUUGAUGAAGCUUUUGCCAUAACACUGGCAUCUUCACAGAAGCUGUUCUAAUUUCUGCUUCCAAUUAUAUGUGAAAGUGUACUGUAGAGAAAUUAUCUGGAUUUAAAAAAAAUCAUGCAAGUUUUAUUCAUGUCAAUUCUUGCUUUAUUUGACCUCAUCCUCUGGUAGGUAGCUCACUUUAAUUAAUUCUUGUCAUAGUAGUAGUACAGUGUCCAUAAAAAUGUUUCUGCAGUGAAACCUCACUCAAAAAUAUUUUGAUCCUGAUUGUGACCAGGAUGCCUUUAUUUCAGAGUUCAGUCACUGAAGAGGUGGUCAAAGAAGACAGAAUAUUAGGAAAAAUCAAGAAAUUUUUGUGUAUAUAGUUAAAAAAAGUGAUAUGACAGAGAAGAAAUUGAGUUGAUUUUUUUCCUCAUUAAAAUUUGCUUAUACACAUUACAGCUGCUCAUAAAAUAUUUAUUUCUUCCUUCACUGUCUUUCUUUUGCAAUCAAAAGAUUUCCAAAGCAAAAAAGUUACCUGGUGACUUUGUACAAAUUACGUAGCAAAUGCAAUCCAGACACCAAAUCCAUCCAGACUUUAGCAGUCCCCAAGGCAGCUAAUUCACUGGAAAUCAUUGACAGAGCUUGUUCUUCUGAACACUGUAAUGACACAGGAUGAAAUGCACCAGUUCACUUACAUUGUUGGCUGCUCAAGAUUCCACCCAGACUGUAUUUAUUAUUCUUCUCCCAUUGCUUGGAAAGGAGGAAAAAAAAAGGAAAAAAAAGCUUAGGUCUGUGUCUCUGCAUUACUCGAGUUCCCAUAUGUGCCGACUGCAUCUGAUAGUACAUUGCAGACUUGAUUUCCUGUGACAGAGAAGAUGGUUUAUCUCUUUUGUGCUACCUUUUUUUUUUUCCUGUCAGGAAUUUUUUGACAUCUCUUCAGCCAUGUCAGUAACUUUUUUUUGGCUCCUCAAUGUCUGGAAAUCCUGGAUGAAAGGCCAUGCUAAACAUGUGCAGAACAAUUCUGUAUCUCAGGUGAGAAGUUUUGUAAGGAUAUUUUAGGUUUAUUGCUAGGGGCAGGCCAACUUUCCGAGUUCAGUGGGCUCACCUUAUGCUGUAGAGCUGAUGUGUAGAGGCACAACACAUGUUGACAUGUAACUCAGCCAUGCAGACACAUGGUCAAUGCAGUUCAGCAUGGCAAAUCCUGAGAAAAUGGAAUUUGCAGCAAUUGGAAUUUCAGAUGUUGGCAGGAGUACAUGAUUUGUACCACCUGCUCUCUCUUGUGUCAUGGAAACUAUCUAGAAAUAUAGGAAAAUAAGUAGGAAAGAAAAAAGAAACAAAUGAGGCUAAUUGUGAGGCAGAGCUCAUUUAUCAAAUUUCACGUUCCAGAGGUGGAACUAAAACCAUUCAAAUUCAGUGGUCAAUGCUGAUCAGCCAUCUCAUAGGAGUUCCAUCUCAGUUUCCAUAUGUAAAUUUCAUACUGAGCAGCUUUAAUACUGCCACGGGCAGGAGGUGUUUGGCUUUUCAAUAACCACUGAAAGAUUGGGUAGAGAUUGGUUGCUGGAGUGCUCAAUACCCAAAUACCCAAAUACUCAAUACCCAAAUACCCUGCUGGGUCUUGGCAAGUGGAAUUCAGUUUCCAGCCAGGUUUUGUGGCAGGAACUUUGAAUGUUCUUAUGAAUCAGGACUGACCAGGGGUGGUCCCAAGCCUUCAGAACACACAUCCAGGACCAGUUUUACACACAUCCUAUACACAUGCCUACGGAUUUUAUGAAUCAGGUCUGUGAUCAAUGUUUUGAACAGUUCGUUUGCUGCAGUUUCAUGGGGUUAUUCUCUCUUGGUUUGCACUGUAAAUAAUACUGUACAUCUCCUAUUUUAUUAUACAAAUGCCAUGUGAGUUGCUUAUUUUUAAAAUGUUAUAUAGCUCUGUUAUGAUUUAUUUGCGAUGACAUAAUACAGUAUUGAUUUAAUAUACAAUGUAUCUCAAUGGCAUGAGUGAAAAUGCUUAUAUUUUGCAAUGUCAAAUAUUUUAUUUUUGUUUUUUAAAAUGAAUACAUUUCAUCCUAUGCAGUUCCAUAAAUGUUUCUUAAGUGGCUCAUUAUGUCUGGAAAGAUUGCUUCCUCUCCAGUAGUGCAAGCAUAAGAACUAGUAUUCCUGAUCAAAAUCAUCAGAUAUAUCAUCUAGCAAUUUCAGAUUAGAAAUGUAUGUACAAAUAUGUAAGCAUUUAUAGUUAAUCAGAACAUUUAUUAUAUCUUCCUUGCUUUUCAUGUAAUGAUACAUUUUAAUCAUUUUGUAUUCUUUUUAUUUGUAAUUAUUUGUGACUCAUACACAGUGUAAAUAACAUGUUUCAUUAUGCAAGUUUUCUAGGUAUUCAAGACUACAAAAAAGUUUGUAUAUGAAAAGAAAUUGAUAGUAGAUUGGAAUGACAUAAAAUAAAGUGGUGAUGACUAUGUUCUAUUUAUACUGUUCAUUCCCAAGAUGUCUGUUAAAGAAAAAACAUUUUAUUUGCCCUUUAAUGUCCAACCAGUUAUUUGAAGUAUAUUUACAUCAAUAAAUCAUGCAAAAGUCUAUUAAAAGUCAUGAAGAAUCAUUGAAA
Melospiza melodia melodia is the source of this 20117-nucleotide messenger RNA. RefSeq names its product guanylate cyclase 1 soluble subunit alpha 2 (gene GUCY1A2). The record is from RefSeq and is a predicted model, not a curated record. Lineage: Eukaryota; Metazoa; Chordata; Aves; Passeriformes; Passerellidae. Gene Ontology annotation, biological process: cGMP biosynthetic process; response to oxygen levels. The transcript is spliced from 8 exons. The coding region runs from base 1 to 2154 and encodes 717 amino acids. Gene Ontology annotation, molecular function: heme binding; guanylate cyclase activity. Gene Ontology annotation, cellular component: guanylate cyclase complex, soluble.